Messenger RNA from Asterias rubens (European starfish), 2165 nucleotides. Its product is annotated as DNA excision repair protein ERCC-1-like. Gene Ontology annotation, molecular function: single-stranded DNA binding; damaged DNA binding. Lineage: Eukaryota; Metazoa; Echinodermata; Asteroidea; Forcipulatida; Asteriidae. The record is from RefSeq and is a predicted model, not a curated record. Gene Ontology annotation, biological process: nucleotide-excision repair; meiotic mismatch repair; UV-damage excision repair. The transcript is spliced from 10 exons. Bases 43 to 1410 code for a protein of 455 amino acids. Gene Ontology annotation, cellular component: nucleus; ERCC4-ERCC1 complex; nucleotide-excision repair factor 1 complex.
CUAAUCGGGUCAGCCCAACUACAGUUGGGAAAAUGAAAACAUAUGCAUCAACUGUGUGGGAGACUGAACUUACACAAUCUAGUUUAUUGCUCCAUGCACACACACAAGACCAUCGAGUUCGCGUUUACGAUGGGUGAUGAUCUUGGAAGAGAAGGGAACAAAGAAGAGAAGAAACUUUUCACAAUUCCAACUGCGAAGGAUAUCGCAAGAUUGGAGCAUGGGAAGUCAAAGGUCAAGUCCUACUUCAAGAGCCAAUUUGGAAACCAACUAACGUCGACCAGUGGAAAGAGUACUUCACUAAGUGUAGCCAAGACAUCCGAGAGUUCAACCAAUGCAACCACACUAGCAGCUGAGACAGCCAAUCAGGCUGUACAAGAAAAAAACAAUGUGACCAAUAAGGUUGACAACACAAAGGAGUCAACUGGCAAUGACCUCAACAUUGAUGCCUCCACUGCAUAUAGGAGUACAGAACCGAGUACCUCUGACAAUGUGCAAGAUAAGGGCGCCAAGAGGAAAAUUGGUUCAUCGUUUGCUGAUAAGUUUGCUGCAUUGAGAGAUGCACCUGACUAUGAGGCUCCAUUGAAUCCAGCCAAGAGGCCAAUGUUAUCUACUGCAAUUUUAGCAGCUCCAGUAUCAAUCAGUAAUAAAGCACCGACUGGAGCCAAUAGCAUCAUUGUCAAUACAAGACAGCGAGGCAAUCCUAUUUUGAAGCAUAUCCGUAACAUUCCAUGGGAGUUUGGUGACAUUGUGCCUGAUUAUGUGAUGGGUAGAACUGUAUGUGCACUGUAUCUGAGUUUGAGGUACCACCAUCUUAACCCCAACUACAUCCACAACAGACUCAAAGAUCUUGGUCAUCACUAUGAACUCAGGGUGCUACUCGUACAGGUUGAUGUGAAAGAUCCACACCAUUCACUGAAGGAGCUAGCCCGCAUGGCUCUGAUGUCAGAUUGUACUCUUAUACUAGCAUGGAGUACUGAAGAGGCUGGACGAUACUUGGAAACGUACAAGUCAUAUGAAAAUAAGUCAGCUGAUGCUUUGAAAGAAAAAAUAGACACAGAUUACCUAUCAAAGGUGACCGAUGUUUUAAGUACAGUCAGAUCUGUCAAUAAGACAGAUGCAGUUACAUUGGUCUCAACAUUUGGGACAUUUGAGAAGAUCAUCUCAGCAUCUCAAGAAGACCUAUACCUGUGCCCAGGAUUCGGCCCACAGAAGGCAAAGAAACUCUUCAAUAUCCUUCAUGAGCCUUUCUUGAAAGCCAACAAGAAGCCACAGAAGACUUCAGCAAAUGAAAAUGAAGAAAAAAAGCAGACUGAAGACAAGACUGAAGAAGUGACAGCAGCAGAUGGAGAAAGUGCUGCAGCUGUAGCAUCAACAUCAACAGAAACUGCAGCAUCCUCUGCUAUCUCAUGAUGAACAAACACUCCUCGAAUUUAGACCAAAGAGCUCAUCAAAGUUGCCAAUAUUUUCACAAAAGCACAUCGGGCAUGAUGUUUUGCAUACGACCAGUGAAUUACUUGCCUACCAGGAUAUGCCAUGGAAUGUAUAAGGUAACUCUAUUUUGGAGACAAAGUUGACAUAAUGCACUUUUGUGGAUUGGGUUUUCAGUCCCUACUUGAAUGCGUUGGUUUCCCUGGAAUUUCUUAUUGAGCACGAGGGCUAACCGACAUACAUUUACUGUAUUGGUUUUUAAAGCAAACACACAGAUUUCGCACCAAAAUAUGAGACUAAUAUAUGCCUGUUCCAUUGACACCCACGACUUAAAAGUCUAGUCCUCCUGUCGAGCUGUUUUUACUUAGUUUGAUAAUUGAGGAAAUAUUUGAUACUUAGUAUUUUACUCGUCUGUUCAAUUCACAUUUUCAAUAAUACAUUUCUAAUUUAUGAGUUUGUGGUUAGAAUUUAGUGAUAGAAAUGAACAGUGCACGAAUGAAAUAUUCAGGGAAAAGAAGAAAUAAAAUGUUGUUUAUUUUUAUUGAAACCAUAUCUUGAUUGAAUUCAUUUUAUUGUUGCCAGUGCUUAUGAUGUAUUUUAUUAUAAACUGUGGCUUCUAGUGCUCAUACAUGCACAUGAUGCUCAAGUUGCUUCAAUAUUCAGUAGAGUGUCAUGGCCGAGUGGUUAGAAGCAUCGAAUUCAAGUUCUGGUGCUAAUUCACCGGAGUGAGGGUUCGA